Labrus bergylta (ballan wrasse) is the source of this 1772-nucleotide messenger RNA. The record is from RefSeq and is a predicted model, not a curated record. NCBI's taxonomy places the organism in Eukaryota, Metazoa, Chordata, Actinopteri, Labriformes, Labridae.
UUGAUUCAUUCUGGACUUUGACUCUGCAGCCUUCUCUCGCUUUAACACCUCAAGAGAAGAAACUCGGACACACACAGCAGCAUUACAGAAUGAUUAACACGAAGUACGGACACCUCGGUGACUUCAGGGCGUUGGUCGUCAUGCAACACUCUCUGGUCCUUUUUAUUGUGACAUGUUCUUGUGGAGGUCAUUCUCAGGUGAUUGGUUCGUCUCAACCAAUAGUGGCAAUAGCUGGUGAUGAUGUAAUUUUGCCUUGUCAACUUGAGCCUGCUGUGGAUGCUCGUGAAAUGACAGUGGAGUGGGCAAGACCUGACCUGAAGCCCAAGUAUGUCUUCUUGAGGCGAGACGGCACAGAGCUUCAACGGGACAAACAUCCGAUGUACAAGGGGAGAACAUCACUGUCUGAAGAUAAACUGAGGUGUGGAGACAUUUCACUGAAACUCACCGAGGUGAAACUCUCUGAUUCAGGAGCAUACAGGUGCCUUGUUCUUGGAACCAACAAAGAAUAUGUUAUUAAGCUGACUGCAGGUUCUGUAUCUUUACCGACCGUGAGCAUUUCCAAAGCCAGCAGUGGAGUGGAUCUUCAAUGUAAAUCUGAAGGCUGGUAUCCAGAGCCUGAGGUGUUGUGGCUGGACGGUGAUGGAAACCUCCUCUCUGCUGGAUCUACAGAGAUCAUCAGAGGUCCCAAUAAUCUCUAUACUGUCAGCAGCAGAGUGACUGUGGAGAGGAGACACAACAACAUGUUCACCUGUAGAGUCACACAGAACAACAUCAACCAGACCAGAGAGACACUCAUACAUGUUUCAGAUGAGCUCUUCAUGGUCCAGUCUAGUUCUAUUAUCCCCAUCACAAUCUGUGUCAUUGUGUGCUUAGUGUCGAUCGUUGCAGUUGUUCUUGUUGUGAGGAAAUGUAGACAAAACAAGAAAAUCAAGAAGCACCAUGAGGGUAAGACUGACCUGGGAGAAAGAAAAAUGUUCAGACAUGACAUUGAACAUCAGCUUCUGUUGGAGAAAGAAGGAGACGGAGAUCAACCCAUGACUGAAAACAAGAAGCACCAUGAGGGUGAGACUGACCUGGGAGAAAGAAAAAUGUUCAGACAUGACAUUGAACAUCAGCUUCUGUUGGAGAAAGAAGGAGACGGAGAUCAACUCAUGACUGGAAAUGAGAAGAUGAAGUUAUUAGAUAAUGUAAAGGCUAAACAAGAUGAGAAGUUAGAGAAGAAAGAGAAAGAACUGAAACAUGUACAACAGGCGAUUAAAACACUGAUGGAGCAGAAGAAGGAUCUGAAGAUACAGAGAGAGAAAAUCAUCUCACUACAGCAGGAAGACAUGGUACAGAUAGAGAAGAACCUGAAGAAGCUGGAAGAGAAGGCUACUUUAAAUGGAGAAAAAAAGAAGAAGAAACGUGAAAAGACCAAAGAGGAUCUAGAGAAGAGAAAGACAAUACAUGAUGACAUGUUAAAGAACACAGAGACACAACUGGAGUCAACAGAUGAUUUGUUUAACACAAUGACUGAGAAGAAAGGGAAACUAGAGAAUGAUAAGGAACAAAUUGAAAAGUACCUCAAAAAAACAGAGAGGAAGAGAGAAGAGGUUCAGAAACAGAUUCAGAGAAAGAGAGUAGAGGAGUAAAAGAUGACAAAAGAACGUGAAACACAGUCGCCAGAGGGAGGGGACGUAAUAAAUAAUCUAUCUGGGGGUGGCAGUAGCUCAGUCUGUAGGGACAUGGGUUUGGAACCAAGUAUGGAAGUUGGUCUGGUAGCUGGAGAGGUG